CUUCCACCAAAUAAAAAACGGCGCAGUUUUGUCUUCCGUCUUGAACUGCCACCUCGCUUCCGGUUUUCUUUACGCGACGGAUGAACCGUCACUUCCUGUCGGAGCUCGGGAGUGUGGCACAUGGCCUACCCGGCUCAGGAGAGCACUCUGGUCGGUCUGUGUGACGGAGAGAUCGACCCCCGGCGUCACCGGUGCUCUUUCUUGACCAACAAGGUGGGGGGUCUCCCGGACUGGCCGCCCGACGUCUCCCCUCCGGCCCCCAGCUGUGCUCGCUGCGGAGCCCCGCUGACUCACGUGGUGCAGGUGUACUGCCCCCUAGGGGCCUCGUCUUACCACCGGAACCUCCACUUGUUCGCGUGCCCGCGGGCGGCGUGCAGCGGACGGACGGACGGAUGGAAGGUGCUCCGCUCCCAGAGUCUGGAGCAGGCUCCGAGCAGACCGGACCCUGCUCAGGGGGCCCCUCGGCCGGCCACUGAUUGGUGUGACUCCGCCGAUGACUGGGGGGUGGAGGAGGAGGAGGAUGAUGGAUUGGGACCAGAUGGAGGCGUGGAGGAGGCAGCAGCUCCUCAGACACACGAAGAUCCGGAGCUCGAAGUCAGCAGCCGGCUUCAGGAUCUCUGUCUGGCCACGCCCCCCCAGCUCGAGACCCUGCCCCCCCAGCAGGAGGCCCCCGUCCUGCGCGCGUACUUUGUCAGCGUGGUGGAGGAGUCGGACCUGUGCACCGAGGAGGACGCAGACCUGCGGCACGCCCAGCGGCUUCUGAGGGACUACGAGAAGAGGGAGGGGUUGGUGGUGGUGGGCGAGACGCAGAACGGCGGCGGCGAGGAAAAAUACGAGAAGACGAGAGCCCGACACGGAGACGCCGUCUUCUCCGGGUUCAUGAAGAAGAUCGCUCUCUGUCCCCAGCAGGUGCUGCGCUACUGUCGCGGCGGGCAGCCGCUCUGCGUCUCCUCGUCGCUCAGCGCCGCGCCGCCGGCUUGCCCCUCCUGCGGAGGGGGCCGGACCUUUGAGCUGCAGCUGAUGCCGGCCCUGGUCGCUCUGCUGCGCUGGACGGACAGCGGCGGCGAGGCCGAGCCGGAGUUCGGGACGGUGCUGGUCUACACCUGCCGGAGCAGCUGCUGGUCCGGGUCGGUGCUGGAGGAGUUCUGCUCGGUCCAGAGCGACCCGGACCAGCAGCUCUUCACCUGACGCAGUGGCUUCGGGGGGGGGGGUUGCACGAUGUUUUUCCUCCACAGAAACACAUUUCAAAUGAAAGUAAAAUAUGGUAUUUUUAUGUAAUGAAACAAGUUAUUUCAGUGAUGUGUGUUUCUCACACUCUCACUCACGCACACACACACACACACACACACACACGUCUUUUUACUUCAAGCUUUACGACACGUUUCUACAGCUCCAUAAACUAAAAAGGUCAUCGGAGGCUUCUGAUUGGCUGUUCAGGCACUUGAGGUUUGGCGAACCAGCAACAAAGUCUCCACGAGCUCAUGCGGGCGGCUCGUGCUCCCAGUCGUACUGGUGGCACCGGUCCACGUGGUCCAGCUGGACGCCGAUGUCUCUGCCGAUGAUCUCGCUCACUGCAACGAAAACCGGAAGAAGAUUAUUCGUGACGUAGCGGUAACCAUGGGUUACGGCCUUUCAGUUCCUUCCGGAGCUUCUUCCUCAGAACCGAAGAGGUUUAACGCUUCUAAUCAACUUAAUAAAGACGUUAUGUCAAUAUUAUAAAAACAAAACAAAAACAAUUGCAGGAAUUUACCAGAUUUGGAACAAAAUAGACAAACCUCUUCAGACACCUGAUUGGUAAAGACCAUCAAUAACCAUCAUUAAUAAUUAAUAACAAUCUCGUCACCAGAUCAGGCUGCAAAGGUCAAGGUCAAACAUAUGGGGGGGGGGGCAGAGACGACAGCUGACAAAUUUAACCCAUCUGCAUCUUACAGAGCAGCAACAAGCAGACUAUUAAUAACACACACACACACACACACACAGUUUGAGACAUUUCCCAGAGUGCAUUGCAGGUGAAACUCAAACUGGUUUGACUUGUUUUUUUAACAUGUACUAUUUCAGCCUGUAAACAUAUUGUGUAGUAGAAAUGUUACAUCAAUGCAAAUUACUUAAAAGUACACAAAGAAUUUAACUGCAUUCAUGUGUUUAUCGUUUUAGAGGCGGAGCUUGUUUUAAUGCCUCAAACUGCUGCUGCUGAUUAAAUCAAUAAAAUAAAUGAAUCAGAAUUUA
Messenger RNA from Gasterosteus aculeatus aculeatus (three-spined stickleback), 2226 nucleotides. RefSeq names its product programmed cell death 2-like (gene pdcd2l). Gene Ontology annotation, biological process: apoptotic process. The record is from RefSeq and is a predicted model, not a curated record. Gene Ontology annotation, cellular component: cytoplasm. Lineage: Eukaryota; Metazoa; Chordata; Actinopteri; Perciformes; Gasterosteidae.